AUAAUCAUCCUGCAGGGCACUAAAUGGAAUUAAGCCGAUAUGGCGGGCACUCCGUCGGCGUCUGGUCAGAAAAAGCCUCAGUACUAUAGCAAGUCGGAGUUCUGUGUUGUAAGAGAGGAGUCGGGGGGAAGAGAGGCGGCAAAAUGUCAGUUGGAGAGAGCCCUAGAGAAGCAAUACAAGGUGGUUAUCAUAGAGGCUCCAUGGCAAGGAGACCACGCCAUCAGGUGGAUCAGGUUUGGAAACUCCCUUCACAAGACUGCAGUAAUUUCGUGUCUUGGUGGACUGGUUCUAGUACCUCUACUACCCAACAGACUCUUUGGCUAUGUCUGCCUGCCACUAGGGUUGGCAGGAGUGGGCUGUGCUGCUCUUUAUGCUGUCUCCUGGCAGUUUGACCCCUGCUGCAAGUACCAGGUGGACAGAGAAGGCAGGGAGCUAACUCACAUUGCCAGUCACGAGCUACACUCUGCAUCCCCCGUUGUGCUUAUCUUCAGGAAUGACAAAUACCGCAAGAGACUGCACAACGUUCUGGCUCUAGCCAUGUGUGCUGUGUUGGGCUGGAGACUCUACAGCCUGCUCCAUUCCCAGUCUCAAUAG
Messenger RNA from Geodia barretti, 594 nucleotides. The record is from the annotation of a GenBank genome assembly. NCBI's taxonomy places the organism in Eukaryota, Metazoa, Porifera, Demospongiae, Tetractinellida, Geodiidae.